UCCCCCGCUUGCCGUCCCGCCUCCCCGGACCUGCGCGGGACGCCGGUCUACUGCUGCCGGAGCGGGCGGUUCAGGGACUUGAAGUCGGCCCGGGCAUUGCCCGGGAAGGACUCGCGACCCCGGGCUGCUGUUCGCUGGGGUAGUGCCGGAGCCUCCGCCGGCGGAGCACGGCUGGGGAGGCGCAGUCCCCGAAACCCCGAGGCCUGGGAGAGGUGAGCUGCAGAAGGUCGGCCGAAUGCGGGACGGACGGAGGACCGGGGCCUCGGGAGGAUGCGGCGCCGGGGCGCGGGGCACAGGCCCGAGAGGCGCGAGUGGGGGCUUUGUGGGCGCAGGCAGGGGGGUCAAGGGCCCGCACCCCCGAUGUGCCCGCCUGGCCCGCACCAGCUGUCUCGCGGACGCGCCGCUGACCGCGGCAGGUCGGGCACCUGUCCCCACCGGCCCAGGCCCUGGUCACACUCCUACUCCCUCCGGACUCGUGCCCGGCGCUUGGAUUUGCUGGCGUUUGGAUUUGCUCCCGGCUGCCAGUGAACGUGAGAAACUGUGUUUCCACCCCCUCCCCGGCGCCACUGCCUUCCCGGGCUGCAGGCGCAGAGAUGUGUUUUCCGAUAGAAGUGAGUUGCCGGCUCCCCACCCCCCUACCGCGGAAUCUGGACUGGAACCCAAGUUUUCGGUCUCUGUGCCUGCUCCCCCAGACGGCAGCCCUCCGGCCGCCGUCGGAAAACUGCUGUCGUCCGUUUCCCAAGCACUUUUCUCUAAAAACCUGGAAGGAGAUUCCUUGACAGGAGGGGGAGGAGUUGGGGGCGGGUGCAGCUUGAGGUGGAGAGGAGUUGUCCCCUCCCCUGCGGGCGGUGAGGUUAGGGGCGGUGAGGUUAGAGCCGGUGCUGUGGAGACGCGCGGUACGGAGGAGCACCCUCACUGGCUGUGUGCACUGGGGCAAGUGGCUCCCACUCUGCACUCACUUUCCUGAUCUGUAAAAUAGGCGUGGACAAUGGCAGCUAUGCUGGGGAACCGAACGAUGUGAGCCGUGCCUGGCCCCUGGGGCAGGUUCAGUAAGUUGUUGCUGCUACUGAAGCUGGAGUCCUAGGUCUUUUUUCUCUGAGCCACAGGAGAAAGAGUUGGGCCCCGGCCCACUGUGGGCUGGCCCUUGUCUCUGGGCCUGUCCAGCUCCAGCUCCUUCUGACUUCCCUCUCCGAGGGCACGUGGCCUCAGUCUCAGGUGGUGGAAGGAUUUCAGAGCUGGUGAUUCUCAGGGGCGGAAACCAGAAGGGGCUUCUCCGUCCUGGCUCCCUUUUUCCUCUUUCAGAUUUGUCUUCUGGAGACUCCACCCAUCCUCAGGGAAGAGCCCAGAAAGAAGAUAUGGCUAUUGGACCGAGGGAAGCAACAUCUCAAGUGUCGGUGACCUUCGAGGAUGUGGCUGUGCUCUUUACACGGGAUGAGUGGAGGAAGCUGGGUCCUUCUCAGAGAAACGUGUACCAGGAAGUGAUGCUGGAGAACUACAGUAACCUGGUCUCACUGGGACUCCUGUUUUCCAAACCAAGAGUGAUCUCCCUGUUGCAGCAAGGAGAAGAUCCCUGGAAGGUAGAGAAAGAAAGUCCUGGAGGCCCCUCUCUAGGAUGGAAGAGCAGUCACAAAACCACGAAGUCAACUCAGACACAAGAUUCUUCUUUUCAGGAGCUGAUAAUGAGAAGAUCCAGAAGAAAUGGACCCUGGGACUUUAAAUCAGAAAAACCCUGCAUUUAUGAAGAGAGAUUAGAUAAAAAGCAGGAGAAAAAAGAAAGUUUUCAGGCAGUUGCAGGCAGCCACAAAAAAAUCCUCAUUGUAGAAAGAAGCCAUAGAAAUAAUGAUUUUGGCCAAAACUUCAGCCCAAAGUCAGUCCUUGUUAGGCAGCAGAUGGUUCCCAGAGAAAAAACACCACCAAAAUGUGAAAUACAAGGAAACAGCUUCAAACAGAAUCCAUAUUUGCUUAAUCAACCAAAAAUCAACACCACAGAGAAACGCUAUAAAUGUAGCAUAUGCGAAAAAACCUUCAUUAACACUUCAUCCCUUCGCAAACAUGAGAAAAACCAUAGUGGAGAGAAAUUAUUUAAAUGCAAAGAAUGUUCAAAAGCCUUUAACCAAAGUUCAGCUCUCAUUCAGCAUCAAAUAACUCAUACUGGAGAGAAGCCCUAUGUAUGUAAAGAAUGUGGGAAAGCCUUCACUCUGAGUACAUCCCUUUACAAACACCUAAGAACCCACACUGUGGAGAAAUCCUAUCGAUGUAAAGAAUGUGGUAAAUCCUUCAGCAGAAGGUCUGGACUUUUUAUACAUCAAAAAAUCCACGCUGGAGAAAAUCCCCAUAGAUACAAUCCAGGUAGGAAGGCAGCCAGCACAUCCCUUCCUGGAUGUCAGAGAAUUCACCUCAGAAAGAAAUCCUAUUUAUGUAAUGAAUGCGGCAACACCUUUAAGUCGAGCUCAUCCCUUCGUUAUCAUCAGAGGAUUCACACGGGAGAGAAACCUUUUAAGUGCAGUGAAUGUGGGAGAGCCUUCAGUCAGAGUGCAUCUCUUAUCCAGCACGAAAGAAUUCACACUGGAGAAAAGCCCUAUCGAUGUAACGAAUGUGGAAAAGGUUUUACUUCUAUUUCACGACUUAACAGACACCGGAUAAUUCAUACCGGUGAGAAGUUUUAUAACUGUAAUGAGUGUGGUAAAGCCUUAAGUUCCCACUCGACACUUAUCAUUCAUGAAAGAAUUCACACUGGCGAGAAACCGUGUAAAUGCAAAGUGUGUGGGAAAGCCUUCCGACAGAGUUCAGCUCUCAUUCAGCAUCAGAGGAUGCAUACCGGAGAAAGACCCUACAAAUGCAAUGAGUGUGGGAAAACAUUCAGGUGUAACUCAUCCCUUAGCAACCAUCAGAGAAUCCACACAGGAGAGAAACCAUACCGAUGUGAGGAAUGUGGGAUCUCUUUCGGCCAAAGUUCCGCUCUUAUUCAGCAUCGGAGAAUUCAUACUGGAGAGAAGCCCUUUAAAUGUAACACGUGUGGGAAAACUUUCAGACAGAGCUCAUCACGUAUCGCCCAUCAGAGAAUUCAUACUGGAGAGAAACCCUAUGAAUGUACUACCUGUGGGAAACUUUUCAACCACAGGUCAUCUCUUACUAAUCAUUAUAAAAUUCAUAUCGAAGAGAACCCCUAGGAAGUAGAUAUGCAUGUGUGAAAGCCUUAAACCAAAGCUCAUCAAAAUACACAAGAGUGAUAUCACAAAAGUAAUGGAUAGGAAAAACCUUUCCGUAAUGUAGGCCUCACCAGAUACCAGAUUCCAAGAAUAAGCCUUGACUACGUAAUAAGUAACGAGGAAAGUAGAAAAUGUUCAUGCCUGCCAGGCACUCUUGAAAAUAACCCGAAAUGAAAAAUUCGCAACUGGAGACAUGGACUUUGGGCUUUUGUAAAAUAAUUCUCUUUCUAUGGCAGUGUACAUGAGAUACCAUAUGUGGUUGUCAUAAACAUCUGGGUGAGGGGAGGUGUGCACUGGAUUUCUCAUUAAAAAAAAACUUCUAAGUUGGUAAUACUUUUUUUUUUUUACAACAAACAUUUAAUAGCAUAUAAAAGAUGUGAUUGAAUUAUACACUUUCAGAAAAAAAGGACCAAAUAAAAGAUUUUUUUUAAAAAGAGCUGCAAACUACCUCUCCAUUUCUGGGGUUUGUCCUUUUCCUGACCUGAUGUCAACUCUGUGCAUGGAUCUCAUUUAAAAAUAGAAAUAAAAGUCUGUUCUCUUCAU
This is a messenger RNA of Mustela erminea (ermine), 3752 nucleotides long. RefSeq names its product zinc finger protein 354A. The transcript has 4 exons. NCBI's taxonomy places the organism in Eukaryota, Metazoa, Chordata, Mammalia, Carnivora, Mustelidae. Bases 1356 to 3170 code for a protein of 604 amino acids. Gene Ontology annotation, biological process: regulation of immune system process; negative regulation of transcription by RNA polymerase II; regulation of cytokine production. The record is from RefSeq and is a predicted model, not a curated record.